Messenger RNA from Penaeus monodon (black tiger shrimp), 553 nucleotides. Its product is annotated as cuticle protein AMP1A-like. Gene Ontology annotation, cellular component: chitin-based extracellular matrix. The record is from RefSeq and is a predicted model, not a curated record. The transcript has 3 exons. The coding region runs from base 22 to 453 and encodes 143 amino acids. NCBI's taxonomy places the organism in Eukaryota, Metazoa, Arthropoda, Malacostraca, Decapoda, Penaeidae. Gene Ontology annotation, molecular function: structural constituent of chitin-based larval cuticle.
CAUCUUACAGUGCCAGUCAUCAUGAAGUUUUUGAUCCUUGCCGCUCUGGCCGCCGUGGCCGCCGCCGACACACAAGGAUAUGGCGCUCCCCCACCUCGCUAUGCCUCCAGCGAAGAAAUCGCCAUCUUGAGGGACGAACGCGUGAUCGAGGACGAUGGAAGGUACAACUUUGACAUGGAGACUGCCAACGGCAUCGUGGCAUCAGAGCACGGCACUCCCGGAGAGAAGGGAGCCAUCAACAGCGCCGGAUCCUUCUCAUACACCGCUCCUGACGGCACUGACGUCCACCUGCAGUACGUUGCUGACGGGAACGGCUUCCAGCCUCAGGGCGCCCAUCUGCCAGUGGCUCCCGCGUUCCCCCACCCAAUCCCUGACUUCGUCCUCGAGCAGAUCGCCUUCGCCGCUGAGGAGGACGCCCGUAACGCCAAGAGGCCCUCCGUUGGUUACCAGUGAUUAGAUAUUGUUAUGAGAUUAGAAGAAACGAAUGAGAUCCGACAUGACCUUGUACAUAAAUAUCUAUAUUUAUUGUUUGAUAAUUAAAUAUUACGUCAUA